AUGAAACGUGUCGUCGAAAUACUUGUCAUUUUCUUGGCAAUUGUAAGUGCACCGGCAGCAGCGAGUGCAUCAAUAGAGCCGCAUGAAAAAAGCAUCAAAUCCCAAGCACUUAACUACGGUUUGAAUCGAAACAGUUCGGUUACAAAGGUACAAUGUGUGACUGACACAAUUGAUAGCAUUGUCACCGAAAAUCAUGUGCAAGGCAUAUGGCAAAAUGUCCAAAGAAAAUUGCACAACAAUAUUGGCAACAUAUUCGCAUGUCUUAAGUUAAACGGGUUUUCAGCUCAAGGGUGCAUUGCCAAAGAAGCAAUCGGUAUUGGUCUAUCAAUGAAUGGAUUUUUGGGCAAAUUGGAUUGGGAAACCCCAGAAGCUGGCAAACAAUUACGCAUACAUCUUGUUCGAAACUGUGCCAACUCACAGCAGUGACAAUUUCAAACAGAAAAUGCUACAGUUAAUUUUCUUUUUUUUUUUUGAAUUUUUGUUGAGAGAAAUAGUUUCUAAGAAUAGU
Molecule: messenger RNA, 508 nt
Organism: Contarinia nasturtii (swede midge)
Lineage: Eukaryota; Metazoa; Arthropoda; Insecta; Diptera; Cecidomyiidae
Exons: 3
Coding region: 1-426 (141 amino acids)
Source: RefSeq, a predicted model, not a curated record